Molecule: messenger RNA, 1203 nt
Organism: Microthlaspi erraticum
Lineage: Eukaryota; Viridiplantae; Streptophyta; Magnoliopsida; Brassicales; Brassicaceae
Source: the annotation of a GenBank genome assembly
AUGGAAGAAACGUCGAAGCUGCAGUUGCCGGAGACCUUCCUUAGAUUUCUAGAGGCCAAUGGCCUUGAUCCUUCAAUCUAUACUCACGGAGAUUCAAUUCCGCGCUAUGUAAGGUUGAAGCCUGGGUUGGAGGACAGUCUGGAAGAGAUUGAAUGCGAGAUUAAAUGUAAGCUGGAGAAGGUGAAUUGGUUAGCUGGGUUUUACUCUAUCCCUCCACAUGUUCAUAUAGCGAGUUCCAAGGCGUAUCAGCAAGGGAAGAUGUACGGAAUCGACGCAGCUUCCGGUGCCGCUGUUUCAGCUCUGGGUAUCUCUCCGGGAGACCAUGUCUUGGAUCUUUGUGCUGCUCCUGGUGCUAAACUAUGUAUGAUGCUGGACCUGCUGGGUGAGACUGGGACUGCAACAGGUGUCGAUGUAGCAAAGCAUCGCCUCGCUGCCUGCAGGACAAUUCUUCAAAAAUAUGGGGUUGGUCAAAGGAGUCGCCUUUUUCUUGCUGAUGGAACCACUUUCUCUGUCCCACCUACCACAAAUUCAGGUGGCUCACCAUGUCUGGACGAUCAUGAAGACACAUUCCAGCAGUGGACUUCUCGUAGACCUUACAAAGAAAGGAAACAAGCAGCCAAGGCCAGGAAUCACCCUGUUUUGCCUCAGUAUGGACAGCCGGAGAUUAUUUUCUACGGACAGAGCUCUGGGGUGAUAGGGUUACAAAAAAAGGAACUUUAUAGAUCCCUUGACCAACAGGAAUAUGCAUUUUGUGGGUAUGACAAGGUUCUUGUAGACGCAGAGUGCACACAUGAUGGUUCAAUCAAGCAUAUACAAAAAUUUGAGCAAUGGGGUUGGACAACGCUGGAACGCCGUGUACUGGAUGCUGAGAGAACAGAUAGUAACUUGACAAGUCUUCAGUUGAAUCUACUGAAAAAUGGAUUCAGGUUGUUGAAACAAGGCGGCACUCUUGUAUACAGCACCUGCAGUCGUGUAACUAUCAGUUUGACGCAUGCCCAAAACGAAGAUGUGGUGGAUCAGUUCCUUGCUGAAGAUUCCUCUGCAGAGCUGCAAGAGAUAGAAAUGGCAAAGGAUUGGCCUUGUAGAAGUGGUCGCAUUCCUAAAACAGUGCGUUUUGAUCCUUGGACCUCAGCAACCAGCGGCCUUUUCGUUGCAAAAAUAAGGAAACUACCUCCCAAAGAAGCAGAGAAGAAUGUCUUGUGA